This is a messenger RNA of Paramecium octaurelia, 583 nucleotides long. Lineage: Eukaryota; Ciliophora; Oligohymenophorea; Peniculida; Parameciidae. The record is from the annotation of a GenBank genome assembly.
AUGAGAAUUCACAAAGGAGAUGAAUAUAAGGAUAAGAAAGCAAGUUAUAUGAUAUCAUUUAAGAAAGGAAACCAAAAUCUAUAAGAGGUAGUGUUUUAUUUAAAAGAGACAGCAAUUGAGUAAAACCCAAAAUAUUUGGAAUAGGAUAUUAAUAAAAGUAAAAUUAAGUAAUAUAUUUGAAGAAGCUUUGAAAAAUUUUUCGUUAAGUAACAUUGUUGUGACAUAAGAAUAUCAUUUCGAGCUUUUUAAAUUUUUAGUAUUUCCCCUGAUAUAUGAAAUUAAAUAAUUUUUUGGGGAUAACAAAACACUUUAGUAAAAUACAAAAAGGUCUAAACAAUCAAUACACAGCUUAACUGUAUAUAUUUCAAUUUUAAUCAGAUUAAAAUGCCUUGUUUUCCCCAUUCAAACUGAACUCGCUAUUACUAUUUAUUUCGGUUCCAACCUAAGAAAAAAAAUCAGUUCAGUUUUAUUAUAUAAAUCCAUAUCUCACAAACUAUUUAUUAUAAUUGUUGUUAACCCUAUUGAUUUUAUAUCUUUAUUAUUGCAAUUUAAUUUAUUUGAAAUGGCUUAACUUCCAUUAUGA